GGGAGUCUUGUGGGGGACCAAGAGGACUCGGGUCCGGCCCUCCCUCCUCCUAGCGGGGCCUGAAGCCACCGGAGUAGACGCAGCGCCCCUACAGCCAGCUUUUCCGCCUCCAUCUCCUCCUCCUCCUCCACCUCCUCUUCCUUCCCCCAGCGGGCGUGCAGUCUCAACCGGUUCAGACUGGCCAGGGUGCCUCUGCAAAGGAGAUCGGCGAGUGGGACCACCCCGGGAGUGACUUCCCGGGGUGGGGGCGGGAAGGUGGAGCCGGCGGGGAGGACUGCACUCCAUGUGUCCCCCGGGCAGAGAGCGGCGGCGGUGAAGUGCGCGCAGCGGGACCGGUCACCCAACGCACGGCCGGGAACAGCAGCCGCGGCCCAAGCUGUGUCCGCGGCCCCAGACGAGCCCCGGACUCAGACUCUUGGUGAACUGGUGAAAGGGAGGAAGCUUUAUUCUGGUAUACAAUUUGGGGUCAUAUCGAAUGGAGUCUUCAGCGAUCAGACUGGAUUCUGAAUAAUCACGUGGAAGUUGUAUAAAACUAUGAAACAGAAGGACACGUCAGCUACUUUAGUGUCGUCGACGUCGUGGAUAUCGUCACCAGGACGCUCCUGGGCUGAGCUUUUCAGCUAGACCGUAAGGAAUGGUUGUAGCAGGAUCCCAGCAGCACAGAGCCCAUGUGAGGGCAGGACACAGAGAGGCGAUGUUACCGAUCUGUGUCUAGUACCUGCAGAGAGACACUGCAUUGAUCUCAUCUCACAAUGGAGUUUCAGAAGUCACCUGAUGGAGGGUGGGGCUGGGUGAUUGUGACUGUCUCCUUCUUCACUCAGUUCCUCUGUUACGGAUCCCCGUUAGCUGUUGGGGUCUUGUACAUAGAAUGGCUAGAUGCCUUUGGUGAAGGAAAAGGAAAAACAGCCUGGGUGGGAUCCCUGGCAAGUGGAGUCGGCUUACUUGCAAGUCCUGUCUGCAGCCUCUGUGUGUCAUCUUUUGGAGCGAGACCCGUCACAAUCUUCAGUGGCUUCCUGGUGGCUGGAGGCCUGAUGCUGAGCAGUCUUGCCCCCAAUAUCUACUUCCUGUUUUUUUCCUAUGGCAUCAUUGUAGGUCUCGGAUGCGGCUUACUAUACACUGCGACAGUGACCAUUACAUGCCAGUAUUUUGACAGCCGCCGAGGCCUCGCGCUUGGCCUGAUCUCAACAGGUUCAAGUGUAGGCCUUUUCAUCUACGCAGCUCUGCAGAGGGUGUUGAUAGAGUUCUACGGCCUGGAUGGGUGCCUACUUAUUGUGGGUGCUUUGGCUUUAAACAUACUAGCCUGUGGCAGUCUGAUGAGACCCUUGCAGUCUUCCGACUCUCCUUUUCCUGAAAAAAUAGCUCCGGAGAAUGUUCUGGAUAGAUACUCCACGUACCACGAGAAAGAGAAGAGCCUGGAAGAAAAUAUGAACAUCUUGGACAAGAGCUACAGUGGUGAAGAUAAAUGCAACAGCACCUUGCCCCGUGGUGACUGGGGACGGGAGACUCCUAAAAAUCCUACAGCUGCAGCACACGCCAAGGAGCCCGAGCCUUACAAAAAGAAGGUCGCGGAGCAGACUUAUUUUUGCAAGCAGCUUGCCAAGAGGAAAUGGCAGUUAUAUAGGAACUACUGUGGUGAGACUGUGUCUCUUUUCAAAAACAAAGUCUUCUCCGCCCUUUUCAUCGCCAUCUUGCUUUUUGACAUCGGAGGGUUUCCACCAUCACUACUCAUGGAGGACGUGGCGAGAAGUUCCAACGUGAGGGAAGAGGACUUCACCAUACCUCUCAUCUCCAUUAUCGGCAUCAUGACAGCCGUGGGCAAGCUUCUUUUAGGCAUCAUGGCUGACUUCAAGUGGGUCAACACCUUGUAUCUCUAUGUAGCCACGCUGAUCAUCAUGGGUCUGGCCUUGUGUGCAAUCCCCCUUGCCAAGAGCUACGUCACCCUGGCGAUACUUUCUGGGAUCUUGGGUUUUCUUACUGGGAAUUGGUCCAUCUUCCCCUAUGUGACCACAAAGACUGUGGGGAUUGACAAAUUAGCCCACGCCUAUGGGAUUCUCAUGUUCUUCGCAGGACUUGGGAAUAGCCUCGGGCCACCGAUGGUUGGUUGGUUCUAUGACUGGACGCAGACCUACGACAUUGCCUUUUAUUUCAGUGGCUGCUGCGUCCUGCUGGGGGGCUUCAUCCUGCUGCUCGCCGCCUUGCCUUGCUGGGACACGUGCAACAAAAAACUUCCUAAGCCAGCGCCAACAACCUUUUUCUACAAAGUUGCCUCUAAUGUUUAGGGGGAUAUAAAAAGCAUUAUUUUCUCUAUUUUUCUACUUUAUACCAUAUA
Molecule: messenger RNA, 2329 nt
Organism: Onychomys torridus (southern grasshopper mouse)
Lineage: Eukaryota; Metazoa; Chordata; Mammalia; Rodentia; Cricetidae
Gene: Slc16a9
Product: solute carrier family 16 member 9
Exons: 7
Coding region: 753-2279 (508 amino acids)
Biological process (GO): monocarboxylic acid transport; transmembrane transport
Molecular function (GO): monocarboxylic acid transmembrane transporter activity
Source: RefSeq, a predicted model, not a curated record